Molecule: messenger RNA, 1555 nt
Organism: Balaenoptera ricei (Rice's whale)
Lineage: Eukaryota; Metazoa; Chordata; Mammalia; Artiodactyla; Balaenopteridae
Gene: EAPP
Product: E2F associated phosphoprotein
Exons: 8
Coding region: 387-1250 (287 amino acids)
Biological process (GO): positive regulation of cell population proliferation
Cellular component (GO): nucleus
Source: RefSeq, a predicted model, not a curated record
UGGUCCCACUCCGGCUGGGCUUCCGCGUCCUGCGUGUGGACAGCCGAGGACUCGCGAGGUUGUUCCCGGGGUGCGCGAUGCCGGAGCGAGAGGCAUGCAGGGGCGGAGGGCGCGGAGAGGGCGUGAGGGAAGUGAGCGUGCGUGAAGAGACCCCCACCGCCCUCGGGAGCAGAGAGUUACGGAGAACUAAGUAGGGAGUAUGGGACUUACGAGGGACAGAAUACUACAUGUAAAAUAGCCCCUCGCUUGGAAGAUCUGCGCAGGCGCGCAGUGAGGGCGCGGACGUGCGAGCGGAAGUUGUGCUGGAGCGCUUUAGGAAAGGGACCUGCGGAGAAAGCAGGUACUCUGCCGACGCCUGUGGACGGUAUCGGAGGGGGCAGGCCGCCAUGAACCGCCUCCAAGAUGACUAUGACCCCUACGCAGUUGAAGAGCCUAGUGACGAGGAGCCGGCUUUGAGCAGUUCUGAAGAUGAGGUGGAUGUGCUUUUACAUGGAACUCCCGACCAAAAACGAAAACUUAUCAGAGAAUGUCUUACUGGAGAAAGUGAAUCCUCUAGUGAAGAUGAAUUUGAAAAAGAAAUGGAAGCUGAAUUAAAUUCCACCAUAAAAACAAUGGAGGACAAGUUAUCCUCUCUAGAAACAGGGUCUUCCUCAGGAAAUGGGAAAGUUGGAACAGCUCCAACAAAGUACUAUGACGAUAUAUAUUUUGAUUCUGAUUCUGAGGAUGAAGACAAAGCAGUAGCACAGGUGACCAAGAAAAAGAAGAAGAAACAACACAGAAUUCCAACAAAUGAUGAAUUACUAUAUGAUCCUGAAAAAGAUGACAGAGAUCAGGCCUGGGUUGAUGCACAGAGAAGAGGCUACCAUGGUUUUGGAAUACAGCGGCGACGUCAACAACAACAGCCUUUUCCAAAUAGUGAUGCUGUCUUGAAUUGCCCUGCCUGCAUGACCACACUGUGUCUUGAUUGCCAAAGGCAUGAAUCAUACAAAACUCAGUAUAGAGCAAUGUUUGUAAUGAAUUGUUCUAUCAACAAAGAAGAGAUUCUAAGAUACAAAGCCCCAGAGAACAGGAAGAAAAGACGAGGCCAUAAGAAGAUGAGGUCUAACCAAGAAGAUGCUGCGGAGCAGGCAGAGACAGGUGUGGAAGAAAUCUAUCACCCAGUCAUGUGCACUGAAUGUUCCACCGAAGUGGCGGUCUAUGACAAGGAUGAAGUCUUUCAUUUUUUCAACGUUUUAGCAAGCCAUUCCUAAAUAGCUAAGUUGGCAUUUAGUUGCCCAAUACCGUAUACAAGGCAAAUACGGGCAGUUAUAUUCCUCCUGCCUACUCAUCUCAAGUGACAUUCUGAGCGGUUAUUUGAGGAAGCAGUGUUUCAUCUUUAUCUUUUUGAAAAAAAAUGGUUAUCUACCUUCAUCCCUCCUCUUCCUUUUUAAAAAAAAAUUUUUCCCCAGCUCUGAUGGGACUCGUUAUUCAUUCUCUUUUUGAUAGAUAUUUGGAAACUGGGGCUUUUUAUUUAUUAAAGCUCUUUAGAAUUAAAAUGUUCUGGAGUUACAGGUAA